This is a messenger RNA of Otolemur garnettii (small-eared galago), 1014 nucleotides long. It is a transcript of the gene SRA1, whose product is annotated as steroid receptor RNA activator 1. Bases 5 to 703 code for a protein of 232 amino acids. Gene Ontology annotation, cellular component: nucleus. The transcript is spliced from 5 exons. NCBI's taxonomy places the organism in Eukaryota, Metazoa, Chordata, Mammalia, Primates, Galagidae. The record is from RefSeq and is a predicted model, not a curated record. Gene Ontology annotation, biological process: regulation of transcription by RNA polymerase II.
GGCGAUGGCGGAGCUGUACGUGAAGCCGGUCUCGUUUGACACAUCCACCUCUGCAGGCAACAAGGAGCGCGGCUGGAACGACCCGCCACAGUUUUCAUAUGGGCUGCAGACCCAGGCUGGUGGGCCCAAGCGCACACCGCUCACCAAGAGGGUCGCCGCUCCCCAGGAUGGAUCUCCCAGAGUCCCUACCUCAGAGACUUUUCCUGGCCCCCCGCCAACGGGGCCUCCACCUCCUUCAAGUAAGGUUCCCAGGCCCCAACCUGUGGGGAGUUGUCCUGCCUCUGGUGUGGAGUCCACAAGUUUCCCAGUUGAGUCUGAGGCUCUGAUGGAGGAUGUGCUGAGACCUUUGGAACAGGCAUUGGAGGAUUGCCGUGGCCACACAAGGAAGCAGGUAUGUGAUGACAUCAACCGACGCCUGGCACUGCUGCAGCAACAGUGGGCUGGAGGGAAGUUGUCAAUGUCUGUAAAGAAGAGGAUGGCUCUACUGGUGGAAGAGCUUUCAAGCCACCAGUGGGAUGCAGCAGAUGACAUCCACCGCUCACUCAUGGUGGACCAUGUGACUGAGGUCAGUCAGUGGAUGGUAGGAGUUAAAAGGUUGAUUGCUGAAAAGAGGACUCUGUCUUCAGAGGAGGCCAGUGAAGAGAAAUCUGCAGCCACAGCUGAGGAGAACCAGACCAUACCAGGCUUCCAGCAGGCUCCAUAAUACUGUGGUUCCUCAGACUCACCUGAAACCAUCUCCUACCCCUUGGUGUGGGAGAUCUUCUUCCCCUCUUAACUACCAGGGAGGUUGUCUGUCCCAUUUGGCCUGACUUACCUCUGUGGGAAAAGGUCCGCUUGGGCCACAGGGAGGUCACUUGUUAACCAUAACACACGCAGUUCAAUAAAAACAUCUCAGUGGUGGGCUUUGGGUAGGUAGGAGAUGAGCCCUUCCUGUGCCGAACUAGUUAGUCCCCUCUGGUGUCCCUGACUUCCUUGCUCUCUAUGUACCUUACAAACCUUUGUUUUCUCCAUUUA